Messenger RNA from Musa acuminata subsp. malaccensis (wild Malaysian banana), 1521 nucleotides. RefSeq lists its product as uncharacterized. Gene Ontology annotation, molecular function: protein binding. The record is from RefSeq and is a predicted model, not a curated record. NCBI's taxonomy places the organism in Eukaryota, Viridiplantae, Streptophyta, Magnoliopsida, Zingiberales, Musaceae.
UCUAAAAAUGAGUUGGUUGCCGUUCUAAUUCUCGAAAAGGCGGAAGGCAGAGUUGGAGCGACAGCGGCCGUAUCGGAGGAGAGUCGCCAAAAUCUGUGGUCGGAGGCGCUGCUCGUUGGACCUUUUUAAGCCCCGUCCCUCCCCAACUAUCGUCCGCCCCAUUCGACGGCUACCAGGAAGGAAGAGGAAGGAUUCCACUCGGAUAAAGCUGGUUGAAUUCGAAGCAGGCCAUAACGUUGACGCCUCAUGGCAACAGCCGCAGCAGCAGGCGACGACGACGACUCCUCUUCGCCGUCGUCGAUGUCCCCGAGGAACCGGCUUAAGUUCCUCUGCAGCUACGGCGGCAAGAUCCUCCCCCGCCCCUACGAUGGCCUCCUAAAGUACGUCGGCGGCGACACUCGCGUCCUUGGCGUCCCCCGCUCAAUCUCCUUCUCAGGUCUGCACUCUCCACCACCUCAUGCACUAAUGCCAUCUUUCGUGGACGUCAAUGUCGUGCAUGCAUGGGUGGCAGAGCUCAAGGAGCGGAUCCAGGGGAUGUUCCGCCGCUGCGAGCUGAUCAAGUACCAGCUGGUGUCCGAAGACCUCGACACCCUCGUCACCGUCACCUGCGACCAGGAACUCGUCCACAUGCUCGAGGAGUACGACCGGCUCGACGCCCUCCACCCCUGCUCCCCCUCCUUCGCCUCCUCCCCCCGCUUCCGCCUCUUCCUCUUCGCCUCCCCCUCUGCCACCUCGGCCUCUGGCUGCCACCGCCCCGCCGCCACCCUCGACCAGCGCUACGUUGACGCCAUCAACACCGCCGCACCCACCAGCCCUCGGCGCCCCAUGUUCACCGUCUCGUCCGCUUCCUCCGCCUUCACCUCCCCCACCUCCACCAUCGAUGGCCCCGCCGCCCUCCUCGCCCUCCGUCCCAACGCCCCUCUCGGCGGCAGCAUGCAACGGGUCCAGAGCACGCCCAACCUGAGCGGCGGUGGGAUGCAUCGGGUAAGCAGCACGCCUAAUCUGGGCCAGAACAGCGGUACGGGCCCGCAACAUCACCACAACCACCACCAUCACCACCCCCACCACCUUCACCGGCAAUAUACCUCGGCGGCAGCGGCGUACGGGGCGCAAGCGGCCGGCAUGGGCGGGGUCUGGAGGAACAGUGGUGCCCGGCGCCACGAGGCGGGCGGGUUCGGGAGCAUAUCCUGGGUUCCGCCGGCGGCACCGAGGGGCGGAGUCCCCUACGGCGGCGGAAGCGUGUGCUUCGGGCACGCCGACGAGGCGCCCUCCGGCCGCCAAUCGAGGAGCGGCUCACCAUUCCGCGCCCCGCCUCGUGAGCCCAUCAUUUGGGAGUAGCUCCCAGCCAAGGGCUCCACGAUGCGGGCGCGCGAUCUCUACCGUCCAUCGUGUUAUUCUUUUUUCGUUUCCUGUUUCGUAACGUUGAAACUGUUUUAGAGAUACAUUUGUUUUUUGGGGGGAUCUCCGUGCUUCGGGCAUGAGAUCUGUACCGUCCAUCGUGAUGUGUGUUUUUGUUUUCUG